AGCCCCUUGCCCCCGCCGUGUCCCGCGGCGAGGAUUGGCCUAACCGGGCCGGGGGCGGGGGCGGUGACGCCCCGCGGGGGAACCUCGGCCGCUCGGCGGAAAAUCGAAACUUCACCGGGCGGCGGCGGCGGCGGAGCGGAAGCUCCCGGCGGCAUGGAGCGCCACGCGUGCCCGCAAGGCUCCGGGGAUCGAUCCGGUGCCCGCAGCGCGUGCGGGGCCCGGCCGGGCGCGGGGGCUGCGGCCUCAGAAAGAGGAGAUGUGAAGCUCACUCCAGACCCCGAUACAGGAGCAGAGCCUAGAGGAGAGGUGAAGGGAGAAGGUGCUGAUGGGUCUUCUACUACUGAAACAAAGGAGGAGGGAGGACUGCUGCUGGAGGGCAUCACAGCUCUGAGCAGUACCUCAAAGACUGCACCUGAACGUGGUGCUGAUGGCCCUUCCACUACUGCAACAAGGGAGGAUGGGAAGGAGAAGGAAGAGGGAGCAUCACUGCUGGAGGGCAAAGCAGCUCCAAGUGGCGUCUCGGAGACCUCACCUCAGGGUAUGGCAGGCAUUGCUGCCCAAACAUCACAGAAGAAGAAAAAGAGGAAUAAAGCAAAGACAAUUCCUUCUGGCUCUGGGGAGCAGGAGUCUCUGCCUUCUCUAAGCACAGCACCAGCUCAAACUGCAGAGUUGUCUGGUGCUUGCCUUGUUGCACAGAAAAUCCAAACACCGGGCAGUGAAGUAGCCAAACCAGGUGCUGACUUACUUGCUGGGGACAACAGAGGUGCACUUGAAAAUGGUGGUGUCUCGGGCCACUUGGGAAAGGAAGCUCAGAGUCUGGAGAUGGUUGCAGAAGGCAGUCACAGCAGUGUAGCUGUGAUGACCCCGUCAAAGGAGAGCACUGCUAAUAAUGUGGCUGCCCCGUCUCCAGGCUCUACAGCCCUGAAGGAAGUGAGAGGUGGAAGUACCACACAGAGCGGAGAAUUGGUCAGGAGUAACGUGGAAGAGAGCAGUGGCGUGUCUGACACCGCCCAGCUUCUGGAAUCCAGACCAGAUUCCCAGUCUGUGGGUAGCCAAAACAAACUGACCUCAACAGGAGGAAGACCGAACACUUCUUCUGGGUCUUCCCCUGGUUCACGAGUGUCUGAAAGUAAGCUUGCAACUUCUUGUGCUGAACAUGAAAGUCAAAACACGAAGAAUCCUACCGUGGUCAAAAGCGUAGAGGCUGGUAAAGGUAAACAAGACACCAGCCAGGAAGUAAGCUGUGUGACUGCCAAGAAGGAAGACGUGAAGGAGAAAAAGAAGACCCAAAAUGAGAAAGCUCAUGAAGCAACUGAGAAGACAAAACAGACCAAAGGACCUGGGACUGAUAGAAAGAAUGAUGCUUCAGCUGUAACAAACAGUUGCAAGGAUGAAAAUCAGCAGAGGAACCAGGAGCCUGUGGAUAAGAGUAAAGAAAGCUCUGUGAAACAAAGUGAGCGUAUUACAGUGUAUUUCCAUGCAGUAUUGUCUAAAGACUUCAAGCUAAACCCUGAGACCCAUAAAGUGUUCAUUAAGGCUCAAGACAUUCCUGACUACACAGACUGGAAGGACAACAUUUGUGAGCUGAACUGCACCAAGCAACUAGGAGAACAUGGAUACCUCAUUGAGGGCUGUGUAGCUCUUGCGAAGGAAAGUAUGAAUAAAUGCAUUCCUUACAAAUACUGGAUUUCCUGUGGUGAAGGACAAUAUGAAUUUAUUUACAAGGAUCCAGUAAAAAAUAAUUAUGUGAAUCGCUGCUUAUUCAUACAGAGCGCAUUGAUCAGCAAUGGAGAAUGGCACCAGUAUGAUGACAUUGUCUGUGCAAAGCCUUCACUAAUUAAAAACAUCAAGAAUCGUCUACCAUUUCAAGAUAAAAAAAAAGAUAUUGUGAAUGGGAAGAUAAUAGCUGCAAAUAUUAUGUUAGAAAAUAUCUUCAGCAUUCUUGGAACCUGGAGCUCCGUCAACCUGACAAACUUCUUCUCUCAGCUGAAACAAUUUCACUGUGUUACAAAGGAACCAUGUGUGUAUAGUGGCAUGAAAUUGGCAUGGGAAGAGUUAGACUUUGGAGAACAGCAGGUGAAUGAUUUGCUGCUACAAUAUAUCAGGGAAAUAGCUCGUCCUUUCCUUCUUCCGGAAGGUGCAGAAGCCUCGCAGAAGGGUAUAGCAAUAAAAAGUAAACUAGCUCUAGGGCUCACCCUUCUCAGAGUAGUUGACAUGUUCAAUCUACCAACAACGAAAGAGGAUCUGGCUGCCCUGUGUAGCCUCUUGUGCUUGGAGAAGAAGUCAGAAAAAACCAUACAGGAUGAAAUUCAUCAGAUCAAAGUGGCUUUUGUAAAACUUGGAAGUUUGAGGCCUCAACUGAUAAACCUGUAUCAGAGAUGCAUUGAUGAAGAAGUAGACCACUGGGUGUGGAUUCUUCCUGUUCUGCAUUUACUUACUGCUCAUCCCCAGCUUGACUACUUCCCAAUAGAAGAAGAUAACUGGGCAGGGCUGGAAGGAAUUCCAUUUGUUGAAACAAGGAAGCAUCAUAGGAUGGACAUACUGCGACUAAUGAAAGAAAAGAAAUACUUGAUGGAAUUUGACAGGACUCUGGUCAAGUCCUGGAUCUCUGUGCUGCCCAUGGAAUGCCUGGCUGAAUUCAUAGAAGAUUUCUCCUGUGAUUUGUUAGUUUCUCUCCAAGGUGUUUCUUACAGAUUAGAGAACACUGGCCCUUCAAACAGCAAGGUAAUUGAGAGUCUUGUUAUGGCACUGCUGUGUACCUUGGAGGACAAACAGGCAAGAGCUCUGGAAGCUUGCUCUUGGCAGUCCUGCUUGACCCUCUGCCUCAAGCUACACGAGAGUGUCUGCAAGCACACAAAGAUGGUGUUAGAGUUCAAUAUUCCUGCCACUACGGCCAUGAUGAUUUCAAAGGUUGCCAGACUUCAGCCCACAGCAGUUGUGAGAGAUGAAACCAUACAGGAAGCUUCAGUGGUAGAAGUAUUCAACGAAGCUCUAAGACAUACUCGAGCCUGGUUCAGAAAUGCUUUACGCCAGAAGUUACUGUCAGAAUUGAAAGAGCCUGUGGCAUUCUCUUUUUCUAAGGAACCUGAGGCCUGGAAUGAAUUUGUGAGUAUCAGCUUUCCAGAUGAACAGUUCACUGAGAGGUGGAAGACGACUUUACUUGCAGAUUUGGAAAGAAGAAUUCAGGCGGAGCCUCCAGUUAAACAAAUCUUAGCUUACUGCUGUCAGUAUCACCAAAUUCAAAGUCUUAACAGUUCCAUUGGUUGGUGUUUCGAAAAUUGUGCCAUAGAGGCCGUAACUGCAGCUUGCCAGACUCAGAGCAAUCUCCUUGAUAUGAUACCUUCCUGCAACGUGGACCAAUUUGGCCAGCUUAUAUCAACUAUUAUUGUGAAAUCAUGGCCGAGAAAGAGCGAGCAGUCCAAGGAUGAUAUUGAUGAGACUUUGCACCACAUGCUUACAUGGCCUGGCAUCAAGAAUAUCUUCAGAUUUAAUGGAGGAAACACAAAGCUCCUAGGACAACUUACAGAUGAAGCAAAAAAUGUAAUAGCCACAGCAGAUUCUUUGUUCAUGAGUGUCACCGAUGGCAUCCAGGAAGGGAAUAUCCUUGUGAAGCAUCUGGAAGAGGUUUUGCAGCAUGAGAAACAGUUCAUCUGUAUCUGGGAGCUAAAGCACAGCCAGCUGUCACGUGAGGACAAAGAACAACUCCAGAGAGAACUGGAACAAGUGCUGCAGAAGAGUCGAGAAGAAGUAACAUUCAUCAGAAAACAGAAAAAAGCAAUAGGAACCUUUCUGAAUAUGUGCAGGAAGGUGCAGGCAUCUGUGAAAGUGGAUGUAGGUGAGGUGGAGCUUCAACACUCAGAAGAUUUUCGCUUAAAGAAACUAAAUGAAGUUGUGAAUGUGGGAAAAAGACCUAUAGAGACUUACUACAGUCUGAGCCAAGAGCUGAAACAAUUUGCCCAGAAAAUGCACUCCUUUAAAGAUAGCCUGAUCUUCCAGCACUUUUGGGAGGAAGCUGCCAAGAAGAUGAGAGAAGAGGACGUUUUGGAGGAGGAGGAGUUUGUUCCUGUGUUGGACCUUGAUAACGUUUUCAGUCAUCUAAUCUCCCCUUGUUUUAUGAGUUAUGAAAGGUUGUAUGAAGAUCUCAGGUCUGGAAGUCUCACUCUGUCUGCAGUUGAUACAGUUUUUCAAGAAUUCAGAAAUCAUUCUGAAAUUAUCAAAACUGAGCUAAGGAUCAUAUGUGAACUUAAACCUGGAGAAGAGAGAGACUGGGUUGAUCAGCGAUUGCAGCAGAUCCAGCAGUAUCAUGAAAUGCAUCUAACUUUAGAUGCUGCAAAGAUUAUUGCCCAUGUCAAAGAGAAUUUAAACCUCUCUGGUGACUUCAGCAUCCUGGAAAGCUUGUUGGACAUAACAGAAAAGCUUGAAUCGUACAAGGCACAAAAGCUGGACUCCAUCAGCCCUGAGCUUAUGCAUGCCAAGAAACUGCUGGAGGGGAUCACUGUGAACCGUCGUGGGUGCCUGGGGGAGCUGGCCAAGCAGAAGGAGUUUGUCUGUUGGGUCAGAGAAGCACUGAAAGAUAUAAAUGAGCUGAAAGUAUUUGUAGACUUGGCUUCUAUCUCUGCUGGGGAGAAUGACAUGGAUGUGGACCGUGUGGCUUGUUUCCAUGAUGCUGUACAUGGCUACUCUUCCCUGCUCUAUGAGCUGAGGCAAGAGUCAGGGUUUGAGGACUUCAUGCAGUGCUUGAGAAAGCUGUGGCGAGCCCUGGACACUGAUGAGAGUCUUCCCAAAAAACUGCGUGCUUCAGCUCAACACCUAGAGUGGCUGAAAACGGUGAAAGAGAGCCAUGGGUCUGUGGAGCUCUCAUCGCUGUCACUGGCAGCCACCAUCAACAGCAGAGGGGUGUACGUUCUCAGAGCACCGUCCGAUGGCCAAAAGGUUUCUUUAGACAAUGUCCUGCAUCUCACCGUCCCCGAGAGCUCUGAGGAUAAUAAGCCGUCAUGGAAAUAUUCUCUGGCAGAACUUCAUGAACUGCAGAACAAACUGAUGCUCAUGUCAGCAAAGGGAGAGCAAGGCCUGGAGGUGGAAAAGUUCUCUGAGACCUUUUCCAACGUCCAAAGACUUGCACAGGCCUUUAUAGACCUUUAUUCAGCUGGGAACAUGCUCUUCCGCUCCUGGCUUGCCAAAGUGAAUUGCUCACCAAAAAACGAGUCGUGUGUUUUUAUAGACUUUUCUCUGGAACUGAUCCCAGUGCUAGAAGGGCGAGGAGAGAUGGCAGCUGUGCUCCCAGGCCUCUGCAAAACAAUGGAGAGCUUCCUGGAGAGGUGGAAAAGCUUCAUGUGUGAAAAGCGAUUACAACACUUCUACUUGAACUACUACACUGCUGAGCAGCUGGUCUAUUUGAGCACAGAACUGGGACGGGGAGAGCCCAGCCAGAAUGCCCUGAUGAUGCUUUCAUUCCUAAAACAUAACUGCACCACAGAGGAUGUCCUUAGAGCCUCCAGCAGCCAGGAACCCCCCAGCUCAGGCAAGGUUGUUUCCGACUUACCUGUGCUGCUGGAUGGAGAGAGGGACUUGACCACCCGUCUGGAGUGCAUCUGGGAGUGCUACAUGAGCAACAUGGGCUCCUUCCUUCCAAACUGCCUGGAUGUCGAUACACUUGGUAGGUGGCUGAAAAGCCUGGCCAGCUGGGAGAGAGAACACAUCACCAGAGAUUUCCCCCAGGACCUCCUGCAUGUCGGUCAGCCCAACCUCAUCACGUGUCCUCGCUCUGAGGUGCUCACUUCUGCGCUGGCUAUUUACAUGAAUAGCCCCAACCAGCCCCUUCCCACUUUUGAUGAAGUUCUUCUGUGCACUCCUCAGACCACUGCUGAGCAAGUGGGGCUCUUCCUCAGAAGGUGCCUCAUUCACUGCAGUGGAGUGGAGAAAAUUUAUACCAUGCUGUAUGCAGAUGAGCUUAGUUACGAUGUCAGCUGCAGAGCAGAGGAGCUGUUCCAGCACCUGCAGCGGUUCAACAGCAGCUAUCGCCUCAUCAUUCUGUGCAACUGCGAGAGGGAGCACAGCUACAUCCCGUCUGUCUUCAGCCAGUACAAAGUGCACAUGAUCCCCCAGAGGUCACUACCUGAAAUCCAGGGAUACCUUCAGCACCACUACAGAGUCACUCAGCCUUCAAACUCAGCUGCUUCUGUGUUCAAGGACAACAUGUGUGUUGGGAUUGUAUCCUCCAAAAGAGCUGGUGUAGGGAAAUCUCUCUAUGUGAGGCGGCUACAUGAGAGACUGAAAGCACAGCAGCCUGACUGCACAGAACUUCUGAAAACCAUCAGACUGAUUGAACCAGCAGUGGAUGAAGAUAAAGUGCUAAAAUAUCUUCUGCCUUUUCUGAAGAGGCAACAACAGACAAAACCCAUGAUAUUCCAUUUUGAUAUUACCUCUUCAGUACAAAGUGGAGUUCCAGAAUUUCUAUUCAAGCUGUUGGUUUUGCAGUACCUGACAGACAUUAAUGGCAAUAUGUGGCUACGACAGAAGUGCCAUUUGUAUAUCAUUGAAAUCCUUGAGGUGUCACCACUGCCAAAGGAAAGAGCAAGACGCAUACCAUUGAGCCAGAAGUAUAAUUUCCUUGAUGUAUUCCCUAAAAUAACAUGCAAGUCUCCCAAGGAGGUGCUAGAAAUGGAGACACUUGGGAACCGGUCCAGGGAUGUUUCAGACCCAGGAAUGGAUGAGGAGGAAUUUUACAGUGAGGCUUUCCAGAGACCUUUCCAGUAUCUAAAAAGAUUUGAUAGUGGGUGCAAUUUGGACACGUUCUGUUAUGAAGCACACUCUGUGGAAGGGAGCCAUGCAGAAUGCCUGCAACAGUUCCUCCUGCACUGUGGGAUCAUGGAUCCGUCCUGGUCAGAAAUCCGGAACUUCGCGUGGUUUCUCAACAUUCAGUUGAGAGACUGUGAGGCUUCUGUGUUUUGCAACCCUGACUUUGUCCAGGACACGCUGCAAGGUUUCAAGAGCUUUGUUGUUGCCUUCAUGAUUUUGAUGGCAAGAGAUUUUGCAACACCCUCCCUACACAUUUCUGAUGAAAGUUCAGGAAGGCAAUCCUCCAACCUGGAGAACGUUGCAGAAGAUGAUCUUCUUCCUUUCCGCAUUCGGAAGAAGUGGGAGUCAGAGCCUCAUCCAUAUUUGUUUUUCAAUGAAGAUCGCGUGUCCAUGACUUUCAUUGGCUUCCACUUUCAGCCCAAUGGCAGUAAUGGCGUUGAUGCAAUUAAUCCUUUGAAUGGCAAAAUUAUCAAGAGAAAUGUCAUGACUUCACAGUUGUAUAGUGGUUUGUUACUCCAAAGAGUUCCCUUUGAUGUUCCAUUUGAUAACUUGCCCCGUCAUGAGAAGCUAGAGAGGCUUUGCAUGGUUUUGGGAAUCCCCUGGGUAACAGACCCUGAUGAGACAUAUGAACUCACAACAGACAACGUGCUAAAAAUCUUGGCUAUUGAGAUGCGAUUCAGAUGCAACAUCCCAGUUGUCAUCAUGGGAGAAACAGGCUGUGGGAAAACAAGGCUUGUCAAGUUUCUGUGCCAGUUACGCAGAAGCUACAUAGGGGUGGAGAACAUGAAGCUUGUAAAAGUUCAUGGAGGUACUACUGCAGAGAUGAUUUAUGCCAAGAUUAAAGAAGCAGAAGCCCUUGCUGUAGCCAAUAAGAAAGAGCAUGGGUUGGACACGGUCCUUUUUUUUGAUGAAGCCAACACAACAGAGGCUGUGAGCAGCAUCAAGGAAGUUCUGUGUGACCGCACAGUAGAAGGGAAGCCUUUGGUCUCUUGCUCUGGCUUGCAGAUCAUAGCAGCCUGCAACCCUUACCGUAAGCACACCCCAAAGAUGAUUCAGCGCUUGGAAUUAGCUGGGUUGGGCUACCGUGUCAAAGCAGAUGAGACAAAGGAUAAGCUUGGAUCUAUUCCACUGAGACAGCUUGUGUACCGGGUCCAUGCACUGCCACCUAGCAUGAUCCCAUUAGUGUGGGAUUUUGGGCAGCUGGAUGACUUAACUGAAAAAAUGUACAUACAACAGAUCGUACAGAGAGUUACUGAAUGCAUCCCGAUGAGCGAGUCUGAAGCAGAGGUAAUCACGGAUGUGCUUUUUGCUUCUCAGCGACACAUGAGGCUGAGGGAUGAUGAAUGUAGCUUCGUCAGCCUGCGGGAUGUGGAGCGCUGCAUGGAAGUUUUCAAGUGGUUUCACAAGCACAGUAAAUUACUGCUGAAGGAGCUCGAGAAGUACCUUGCUGAAAUGAGAGCUCCAAAGAGCACUGAGAGAAACAUCGUUUUCUGGUCCUUAGUGCUGGCAGUUGGAGUUUGCUAUCACGCGUCCUUGGAAAGGAAGGAGGCAUAUAGGAAUGCUAUCAGCCAGGUCCUUCCAAAGCCUUAUGAUACUCAGAAAAAGAUUUUGGAAGAAAUCACCCUGAUGCAGGACUUAUUCCUGAGUGGUGUGUACCUCCGAGACACCAUAGCAAGAAACUUGGCCUUAAAGGAAAAUGUCUUUAUGAUGGUCAUCUGUAUUGAGCUGAAAAUCCCUCUUUUUCUUGUUGGGAAGCCUGGGAGCUCCAAGUCCCUCGCAAAAACCAUUGUGGCUGAUGCUAUGCAGGGCCAGGCUGCUCAUUCAGAUCUGUUCAAGGACCUGAAGCAGAUCCACUUGGUGUCUUUUCAGUGCAGUCCUCUCUCCACUCCAGAGGGAAUCAUAGGCACUUUCAAGCACUGUGCUCGAUUCCAGGAUGGGAAGAACCUGGAUGAGUAUGCCUCUGUGGUGGUUUUGGAUGAGAUUGGGCUGGCAGAAGAUUCUCCCAAAAUGCCUUUGAAGACUUUACAUCCGCUUUUGGAAGAUGGCUGCAUAGAUGAUGUCCCUCUUCCUCACAAGAAGGUUGGCUUCAUUGGGAUUUCCAACUGGGCUUUGGACCCUGCUAAAAUGAAUCGAGGCAUUUUUGUCUCACGUGGUGACCCCAGCAAAGAGGAGCUCAUAGAAAGCGCAAAGGGGAUUUGUUGCUCGGCACCAGGGGCUUUGCAGAAGGUUGAACAGUAUUUUCAUCACUUUGCAGAUGCAUUUGAAAACAUUUGCAAGGUCCAGGACAGGGAGUUCUUUGGUCUGCGUGACUACUACAGCCUCAUAAAGAUGUUCUUUGCUUUGGCUAAGAACUCUGAAAGUGAGCCAACACCUCGAGACAUAGCUGAAGUUGUUCUUCGUAACUUCAGUGGCAAAGAUGAUAUCAAGGCCUUGGAAAUAUUCACUUCGCAGCUACCAGAAAAAGGAGAAAUAAAUGCUCGGGACAUCAGUAGGAUUGAGCUGGUGCGACAAAACAUUUACAGCAGUGGAGAGGAUGGGGAUUGCAGGUACCUGCUUGUGCUGACUGAGAAUUAUGCAGCACUGCAGAUCCUCCAGCAGGCCUUUUUUACUGCCCGGCAACAGCCAGAAAUUAUCUUUGGCUCCAGUUUCCCGAAGGACCAAGAGUAUACCCAGAUAUGCAGGAACAUCAACCGUGUGAAGGUUUGCAUGGAAACUGGCCAAAUGGUAGUGCUUCUCAACUUGCAGAACCUUUAUGAAAGCCUCUACGAUGCCCUUAAUCAAUACUACGUGUACCUUGCUGGCCAGAAAUAUGUUGAUUUGGGACUGGGCACCCACCGGGUGAAGUGCCGAGUGCACCCCAAGUUCCGCUUGAUAGUCAUCGAGGAGAAAGACGUGGUGUACAAGCACUUCCCCAUCCCACUGAUCAACAGGCUGGAAAAGCACUACGUGGAUAUCAGUACGGUCCUGGACAAGGAUCAAAGAGGAGUUGUGAGAGAGCUGAAGAAGUGGGUGCAUGACUUUGUCACAGUCAACACAGGAGAGCACUUCAUGAGCAAACAGAAAUACAGCCCUUCUGACGUGUUUGUGGGCUACCAUUCAGAUACCUGUGCCUCGGUGGUCCUGCAGACAACAGAAAGGCUGAAGGCAGCGUGUCCCCCCUGUCAGCUCCUGUCACGUGUGAAGGAGGAGGCGCAGCUGGCGCUGCUCAACUGUGCCACCCCGGACUCCGUGAUCCGUCUCUGCAACUCCGUGGACUUGUACAUGGCCAAUUCUCUGGCAGAUACGUACUUCAAACAACAGCAGCACACGUCUUUUGCAGACUUCCUCCGAGCUCAUGUCCACAGCGGGUCUCAGUGCCAAACACUCUUUACAGAGGUCACCACCUUCUCAAGGCUUCUCACUAGUGCUGACUCUGCUUGUCUGGAGAGAGAGGUGCAGGAUAAAGCACAGAGGCCUCGGAUCCUGUUCCUGCAGCAGUUUGACACAGAAUACUCGUUCCUAAAAGGGAUCCGAGAUUUCCUUGAGGCGACAUCAGGAAAUAAAAUCCUUAUUAUUCAGGCAGACUUUGAAGAUGGCUCUCAAAAUGCCCAGCUCGUCGCCUCAGCCAGAUACACUGUUGUUAAUGAAAUCAACAAGGUGGACUUAGGAGAAGCCUCUGUCUUUGUUUACUUUAUUAUGAAGCUUCCUCGGGUGGAAGGAGGAACGUCCUACGUAGGAUUCCACGGAGGUCUGUGGCAGUCAGUGCAUAUAGAUGAUCUCCGCAGAUCUAAGGACAUGAUCUCUGAUAUGGCUGCCCUGCAGAACCUCACCAUCAGCCAGAUGCUCUGUGGGGAUUCAGCUCUACCUGCAAAUGGAGAAGAGGAAAAUGAGGCUGAAGCAUCGGUGCCAGAAACAGAGCGCUUUGAGGAUGGAGUCCUGGACACCAUUGUACUGCUGAGGAGCUGUGUACAAAGUGCUGUGGGAAUGCUACGGGACCAAAAUGAAGAUCUUAGUCGCAGCAGAAAGCGAAUUGAGAUUCUCCUUAGCCUUCUAUCCAAAGAGGAUGUCUUGAAAGCCUCUUUCCUCAAGAUAACAAAGGCUCGUCUCUCCAACCUUUUGAAGAAGCAAGAAGAAAAUUCCUUUUACCAAAAAAACUGGGUGCUUCGGGAGGCUUCCAACCUAAGUGCUCUUCAGGAGGCUGGCACCUUCAGGCACACCUUGUGGAAGCGAGUCCAGAACGUGAUCACUCCAUUCCUGGCUCUCCUGAUUGCUGUCAUAGACAGAAAUGGCAAUCUGGAGCUGUUGGUCAGGCCGACACCUGAGUGGGUGACAAAGCUGUGGAUGUUCAUCUUCAGUGAUACAAAACUUCUGACUAUCCCUUACAAUGUGGGUAAAAACAGCUCUCAGACAGAGAUAAUCCUGGUGCAGAACAGCAUGAUGGUGUCUGCUGAUGCUGGGAAUGAGAUGCCCUUCAGCUGGAGGAUAAAGGAGUAUUUGGAUGAGAUGUGGCUGGAAACUCAAUACAUCCAAAACACUGAUGACCAAGCUGAGAAGUUUGUGGAUAUCUUCCACAAAACUGCACUGGGAAAAUUUCUCUCUUCUCUGACUGAGGAAGAAAGGCAGAUGCUCUUCCAGUGCUAUAUCACAGACUUCAUUGUCUUGACCCUGAAACGGGAGAGGCUCAGUGUGUCCUCCCAAGAGGAACUGCAGUGUCUGCAAAUUGCCUUCUUAUCCUGUAUAAAAGAAUGGAAAGCAACAUCUCCCAGAAGAGAGGAUACAGUGCCAUGCUUGCCUUGGGUCCACCUUGGAUACAAUCAGUUCAAGAGCCGUCUGCAGAACUUCUCUAGGAUCCUGGCUGUACACCCCAGUGUGGUUGGCCCCCUUAUGAAGCUGAGAGGAUACAGAAUGCAGCAUUCAGAGAUGGUUUUAGAUGUGUUAGCUGCAAUCGUGUGUGCUGAAGAGCUGGAGAAUCAAGUGCAGACAGCAGUUCCAGCUAUCUGGCUGCAGAAAGUGAAAAAUCUUCAAAUGCCAAUUGAAUUUCUCUGUAAAGAAAAGGAUUUACAGAGGAGUGGGAGUCAGUGCCAUCAGCUGCUAAAACAACUCAAAGUCUGCUGGAACCGGGUUUUCUCCAUGUCUCUGUUUGUAGAACACGUGUUAUUUGGUAUCAACGCUUUGAUGCCAGAGUUUGAGAGUUUAGUGAAAAAAUACACUUUGCUUCUUGCCAAGUGUUUUCAACAGGAUUCAGACAUGAAGACUCAUCCAACUUUUGUUGCAAUGAUGAAAGUGCUGUGUGAAUGUAAGGAGGAAGUCAGCCACAGGCUCUACAGAUAUGGUUUGAAGCCGUGUUCGAUUUGCCUAGGAGAGCCAAAGGAUCCAGUUUGCCUGCAUUGCUGCCAUGCGUUUUGUCAGAAGUGCAUCAGUACAUGGCUAAUACCAGCACAGAUGCAUUGUCCAGUCUGCAGAGUUGCUGUUGAGGAUGCUAAUUUAACUGUUUCUGAGGAACUCAGCGCUGCCAUAGAAAAAAAUGCCCUGUUCCGGCAGAGGUGCAAUAGUUUCUUCAUAGAUGUGGUUACUACCAUGUGCUUCAAGGACAAUGAGCCCCCUGAGACAGAGGUGAUCCAAGAGCUCCUUAAUCUGCUGUUUGUUCACAGAGACCUGCUGAAAGAUUCAGUUCACCCUACUACCUACACAAAAUUUCUGUCCCCGUUUGAUGACGAAGUAGAUGAAACUCCCAUCAUUCGCUCAGUAAUGUUGAAGCUCCUCUUGAAGUACAGCUUCAGUGAAGUGAAAAAUGAUGUGCAAGAUUACCUGUCCCGGGUAGAACACAGCCGGAUCCUGGAGAAAAAUGAUAAAAAAGAACUCUGCUUGCUUUUUGUCAACUGCUUGGAGGAUUCUAUGUGUGAAAAGUCUGAAGGCAGUCUUGGAUAUGAGCAUAUCAGCUAUCUGCCUGAAGACAGAGGCUUUCCAGAUAACUAUCUCCCAAAAAGCAAUCAAGAAGCUCCUCAGGAAUUGUCCGUUGAAUAUCUGCAGGCAGUAGCUAAGGUUCGCUUGUACCUGAGUAAGGCUGCAGAGCUGCUCUUUGACUUGCAUGAGCUCCCAGUGCAAGACCGGGCAGAGGAGAAGCAGCGUUACUUGGCAAAUGUGAAGGCGUUCUGUAGCCUCACCAAGAACAACUGGCAUUGUGUUUACCUGGUUCGGAAAAUUGCUAACCAGUAUGGGAUGGAAUUUGCUCAGAAGCUUGUCAGGGAGGCACAGUUUAACUGGGUGUUCCCAGCAGAAAUUCUGCAACAGGUACAGAUCAGCCAGUCUAAUCACAUUGAUCGUUACCUGGCAUGUGGCAAGAAUUACAGAGUCCUGCGUGAUGCUGUGGGGAAAGCCAUGAUUGAGUGCAAGACUGAGGAUCUUCUAGAGGCAGAGAAGGCAUCUAGCAGCUCCCCUGCUGUACAGGCUGUCCAUCUGCUCCUGGCUAUUUUCAGAGAGGUCACCGCCCUGUAUGGAGUUAAUGACUCCAAUCUUCAUCCCAAACAGCAGCAAAUAAGUGCUAUGACUGAAUUCAUCCAGAACUCCAGAGUCCUGAAUUCUCCAGACACGCAAAACUUUGCAGCUUGUCUUGUGACGAAUACGCUGCCAUCUCUUCUGACAGUGGAUCCUCAGAGCUUCAGCCACAAUGGAGCGCUAAUUGAGAUGGCUGUUCAUACUACAGCUGUCUUGCUGUGUGGGCAGAACCCCAUCCUGCAGCCCCUGAGGAAUCUGGCAUUUGCUCCAGAUACCAUGGAGCGCUCUUUUCUGCCUACAAUGCCAGAAGAUAUAAUGGCUCAGGCGAGGACCUGGGAAGGAGUGUCUGCUCUGCACUGGUACACAUGUCCAAAUGGCCACCCCUGCGCUGUAGGAGAGUGUGGCAAGCCCAUGGAAAUCAGCCGCUGUCUUGACUGUGGUGCCCAAGUUGGAGGGGAACAACACAGAUCACUGCCUGGCUUUCAAGCAUUUGGGAAUAACGAAGACAGAACUCAAACAGGCCACAUACUUGGAGAUGCACAGCGCAGAAAAGAAAUGGUGGAAGUGUCUGACCGACCCAUGUCCCCAGUUGUCUUCAUUCUGAUACGCUUGCUCACACAUCUGGCAAUGUUACUGGGAGCCACAAAGGAUCCUCAGUCACUGCGAAAGAUUAUCAAGCCACCGGUGCGCAACACAGUAACUUUCCUGCAGCAGCAUAUUCAGGAGGACUUGGCACAGAUGACAAAAAUUUUGGGAAAGAGUGUAGAUGAGACUAUCAACAUCCUUCAUCUUGUCCUAAGCAGCCUCCUCAAAGACCCCCAUCAGCAUCCAAGCCAAUGGCCAGUUCAAUUUGAUGGUACGCUUUCCACCAAGGAGAAAAGAAACAAGUGGGAAAGAAUUGUUGCAGACACAGUUAUUGUUCCUGAGUUGGAGGGUUUGGAUAAAAAACUUCUGAAGUUAAAUAAAGAAAUUCAACAGGAUGAGAGAAUCUCUUCCAACCUAGUAGUGAAAAUGGUGUAUGGCGAUCCAGUCACUUUCCUGUCCCAGCUGCCCAAGGACAGUCACAUCCAUCAUUCCAAGAUGUGGAGCUGCCGAAAGAGAAUUUCAGUGGAGAACCUGGGCCAUGUAGUCCAGCAAAAUAAUGCCAAGGACAGUGUCCCUCUCCUGUGGAAGUUUCUGCAGAAGGAAACAGAACUGAGGCUGGUUAAAACUUUACCAGAGAUUCUGGCUCUUCAGAGAGACUUAGUGAGGCAAUUUCAGAACACUGCUCAUGUCAAGCGCUGCACGAUCAGAGACUUCCUCAACGAACCCCGCUCAGAUGUGAUGAGGGACCUGUUACAGAGGAGAGUUAACGUGUUCCUGUCUGUCUGGAACAAGCUGAGAAGAUCACUGGAUACCAAUGGGGAAAUUAAGCUUCCUGAAGGCUACUGUGAUGCUGACCUGACCAUGGACAGCAAGCUUGAGGUCCUUCUGCCACGUCGACAGGGACUGGGCCUCUGCUCCACAGCCUUAGCCAGUUAUCUCAUUAGUCUGCACAAUGACUUUAUCCAUUUGGUGAACAAACAUACCAAAGAAGAUGACAGGUACCUGAUCAGUCCAUCAGAAGUAGCUGACCUGCACUUGAUCAGUUACGAGGUUGAGAGAGACCUGAUUCCUCUGAUCUUAUCCAACUGCCAGUACAGCAUGGAGAAGGGUGGGGAGACGUUGCAGCACUUUGAUCUGGAGAGAAUCCAGCAGCAAGUCAUCAGCAAGUUCUUGCAGGGGAAGCCGCUCAUCACCCUAAUGGGAAUACCUACCCUCGUGUACAGACGUGAUCGAAAUUAUGAAGAGCUGUUUAAUGAUGUCAGGAAUAAGCUGGAUCAGACUGCUCUUCCCAGUUCUGUUAUGAGCACGAUCAGUGGGGAACUACAGUCUUACAGUGAUGUCUGUGAUGCUCUGUCUGUCGCUGAAAUUACCUUGGGAUUCCUGGCCAUGGCUGGAGAGAAUGCAGAAAUGUUUCUGACUGACUACGUUGUAAACGUUCUGCAGAUGGGUGAUCAGACAAACCCUCAUGUGCUGCAGGCCCUCGGACGAUGCCACCUAAAGCACAGCAUAGCCCUUUGGCAACUUCUCUCCACCCGCAAAUCUGAGCAGCUUCUGCGCAUCAAAAGGGAUCCUUUUGUAGAUAUCAGUGCAGAGUACAAAGCUGAUCUCACUCCAGAGUUUGCCAAGCUCCUCAACACCUACCUCGUUCACUCAAGGCUUGAAACCUUCCUCCAGAAGCUCCAUGAAAUGAUCAUCCUGAAGCUGGGACGUGUCAAAAGUGUGGAUGAAUUCCGACCCGUAUGGAGCCUGAAGGAAUCACUCAUUCCUCUACUUGACGAAAAAGACUCGGAGUUGGCUGCAGAGCUGGAAGAUGCAUUCCCAGAUGAGAUUCUCCUCUCCCAUGCUACUGCUACCUGGAAAGCAGCUGCUCUCUUCAAAAGAGAACGUAGGGAAAGCUAAGGCCAUUAGCACCACGGGGCCUGCCUCUGGCCACUAGUGAUUUUUCCUCCUCUUACACCGAGCAUUUUAGUACCUCAAACAUAGGCUGCAAGUGAGAUUCAGGAAGGUCAGGGUUUAAUGGGUCUUGGUUUUGUUGUGUUACCUUUCCCGCAGCAGGAUAGAGUAGAAAGAGAAAGG
Messenger RNA from Oxyura jamaicensis (ruddy duck), 15933 nucleotides. It is a transcript of the gene RNF213, whose product is annotated as ring finger protein 213. Gene Ontology annotation, molecular function: ubiquitin-protein transferase activity; ATP binding; ATP hydrolysis activity. The coding region runs from base 154 to 15756 and encodes 5200 amino acids. Gene Ontology annotation, biological process: negative regulation of non-canonical Wnt signaling pathway; ubiquitin-dependent protein catabolic process; sprouting angiogenesis. The transcript has 67 exons. Gene Ontology annotation, cellular component: membrane; nucleolus; cytosol. Lineage: Eukaryota; Metazoa; Chordata; Aves; Anseriformes; Anatidae. The record is from RefSeq and is a predicted model, not a curated record.